Molecule: messenger RNA, 3530 nt
Organism: Cydia pomonella (codling moth)
Lineage: Eukaryota; Metazoa; Arthropoda; Insecta; Lepidoptera; Tortricidae
Gene: Lsm12a
Product: protein LSM12-like
Exons: 3
Coding region: 145-723 (192 amino acids)
Molecular function (GO): RNA binding
Source: RefSeq, a predicted model, not a curated record
AAACUUCAAAAAUUUCAAUGGCCGACGUCUCGUCGCCUCAACAAAACAUUUGAACACGUUGAACUUACAUAAUUGCUUAAUUAGAAGCCAUUGAGCUGCAUGCCACCGGUUUAUAUAACGUAAACCCCAAAACAGCUCUACAAAAUGUCAACAGUCGUGUCUGACUGCUUUACCAUCGGCAGUAUAGUAGCAACGCGAACAUGUUACAACCAAGAAAUAGAAGGCGAAGUUUUAGCCUUCGAUCCUCAAACGAAGAUGUUGAUAUUGAAAUGUCCAUCUUCCAGCGGUAAUCCUAAACGCCACGAUGUGAAUAUUGUUAAUUUAUCGUUAGUCAGUGACGUGCAAAUCAAGAAAGAAGUGACCGUCGUACCGGAAGCUCCCCAGAGCCUAAAUUUACACAGACUUAAUACUAGAGUACGAAAUUCUAUUGAGAAUAAGAGAAGACUAGUAUCAGCACUAUCAGCAUGUCUGGACCCCGAGGGUCAGCGGCUGUUUCUGGCCAUCGCGCGGGUCAUUGACGACGUGUCAUGGGCCGGCCAGAACAUCCGCGUCUACAACGAAGUCACCAUCUCACCGCCUUACAAGGUAGAGAACGUGGCGGGCGAGCCGGAGUCGAAGCCCUACAACUACAUCCGCAAGUUCGUGGAGCGCCACUGGAGCGACCGCGAGCGCGCGCCCGCCGCGCACCCGCACCCGCCGCACGCGCACACCGCGCCGCAAUAGUACCCCCUCCCCCCCCCCCCCUCCCCCACACCUCACUAAAUGUCUAACUGGUCGGUACUGAGCUUUUUCCAAACAAAAUAUUGAACAAUUGAUUCUCACAGAUCCUGAUCUUUUUGAGUUCUUCCAGCUCAGAAUCAUUAGCAUAAUCAAACCUGAUGUAAAAAAAAAAAAAAAAAACAUUUUUGUAUGGAAAUUGUAUUUUCCUCUACGUCACGCACUUACAAGUGAAAAAAAAGUUGACGCGAAAACGUGACGUAAUGAAACGGACAUUUUAGGACACCUUUUUAAUAGUACACCCGAAAACAUUUUCCAAAAAUAUUGCAAACCUAAUUCUUACAAAUCUGGCCUUUCCUGGACUCAUUCUAUAUCAAUAAAAAAAAUGUCCUAAAAUGUCCGUUCCAUUACGUCACGUUUUAGUGUGAAUAUUUUUUCACUUGUAUGUGCGUGACGUAUUGGAAAUUAAAAUUUCAGGAUUGAACAUGCUAGUGAUUCCGAGUUGAAAGAACCCAAAAAUAUUAAGAUCUGUAAGAAUCAGGUUUUUUUUUUUGGAAUGCGCUCUAAAAUGGAACUUGUUUUAGAAAGCUACGGAUUAUGCUACGUUUACACGCUUGGCUUCGACAAGCACAGAAAACCACAAGAGUGUAAACGGGAGCGUAGAUCAACAACACUAGACCGCCAAUCCUCUUGGCAUACGCGUAACCAAAACGCAGCUUAUUUUCGUAGUCGACAUAUCGUCGGGGAUAGUGUAAUACCGCGUAACUAACAAAUGCAGUAAGGUCCAAUUACCUUGUACAUUUUUUGAAUUUCGAACUCUUACGACUCUGUUAGUUGCGCGGUAUUGCACUAUCCCCGACGAUAUAGCGUCAUUUAGCGAAUUUAUCAGUACUGCUACUUGACACUAGAUGUCGCAAGUGUCGCGACGAACGAAAAGUCUAAUGGUCAACAAUUUUCAGCUAAUAUUAUAACCGGAAGUCAAUUUUUUUUUUGUAAUAUUAGUUGUAAAUUGUUGAGCAAUACACUUUUCACGUCACCCAUUCGAAAAAGUGGUACUUUUCUUCCGUACUAGGAUGUAUAAAAUGUUGUGCAGGACACGAUUUUAUUUUCUUUUUGAUUACAUUUUUUUAGCUUAAAUAAUAUUUUGGAACAUAAUAAUUAAUAAUAUCGUCAUAGGUGAUGUGAAAACUAGUAUGUGUCAGAUGGUAGCAAAACUAUUUCCACCUUGUGCGUUACACUCGAAUCCCUCACUACGCUCAGGAUUCUAUUUUGGAACCAUCCGCUUCGUUCAAGAUUCAGUGUACGUCUCGCCGUAUAUGUCAUUUUGAUAGUCGUGAUAUCUCGUGUCAGGUAGCGUCACUGAUAAAUCCGUCAUUUGACGCUAGAUGUCGCCUACGAAAAUAGCAGCGUUUUGGUUACGCGCUUGUCAAGUGGAUUGGCGGUCUAGUGUUAUUAGUCUAUGGCUUGGCUUGCGUGAACUUGCAACAGCUGGUCGCGAUAAGUUAGACAUUUUGAUACAUCAUUGCGUUUUCGAAACAUUAUUUGUACUACUAGACAUAUAAAUGCUCAAAAUAUACAUACAAAGCGCAGGACUCGAAUGGCGCAAAUAAUGUUUCUAGAACGGAAUGUUGCAAUGAAGAUUAUGUGUUCGGUAAACUUAAACCAUCUUUUGUUUUCUGAUCGAAUAAUUCAGGCCAUCAUACAUAGAGCACUGGGGGCCAAUUCGACACAGCAGAAUAAAUGGUGUGGCAUUGCUACCAAUAUAGCAAGCGAUUGGCAUCUCAGCUAGGCCCCUAUAAUUGUGAAACUCCAAGAAUAUGAAACUUUGAAAUCUAUAGGGACCGAACGCGUUGGAGGGUCUGCCAUCUUGUGGCCUGAAUCGGAACCAUAAACAUGUUCACGUCACGUGUUUUCUUGUGCAUAGUAGGUUCUGCCAUCUUGUGGGCUACAUCGGAACAAUAAACAUCACAUUUACGCCUCGCGCCAAAAAUCUGACGGCUCCUGUGCUGCCUCCUACAGUUCAUGCACGCUCCCUAUAGAAAAUUUAGAAUGACAUAGUGAGGCAAUGUCACCGUUGGUGUCAAAUUGGUAUGAAAAUAUGAUAAGGCGCUUAUAAUGACACCACCUCACUUUGUUCUAUUGCAGUGGAAAAUUAGCUUAGACUAAUAAACGAAUGCAUAAUUUUCUUUGUGACCGUCAUUCCAACUGUUAAAUGCAAAUGUAUUUAUUAAAUACAUAUAUAUUUAUCAUCAUAUUCUGUUACUGGUUAAAUAAGGCCUCGAAUAUUUAUUUUAGUAAGUUUUAGUGGGUACAUUUAUUUUAUCAUGGUUACAUUUUAGUAUUCAAAAUAGUUUGUAUAAAAUUUUCCAGCCCCGCAAUUUUGUACAGCUCGUGUUCCUGGUUGAUUAUGUAACUUAAUUCUGAUGCAACAAAAUGCUUAUGUAUUAAAAAAAGAGAUUUGUUACUUUGUAUUACUGGCAUUUUAUGAGAUUUCAUUAAUUUCGAUAUGCAAUGCAUUUAGGUUAAGGCCAGUCCAUACGGGAACAAUUUUCUGCUAAGCUGAUUAAAUUGUCUGAUCAAAUCAGGUGGUUUGGGUGCAUUUUUUUCUUAAAUUUACAGCCCUCUAAUAUUUCCAUAAAUUAAAAUUGGAGAUUGAAGCCAAUUUCUUUUCUGAUCAUAACGGUGGAUUUGAUCAUCCCGUCUGAAAUGGCCUUAAUAUUGAAAUAUCACUCAACUGUAAUAAAAAUUAAAUGAAAUUAAUAAAUACAUUUGUAAAUAUAAAUUAGUAUUAAAAGAAGAUAAUUUAAAUCUGA